CCCGGAAGUGAAGGUGAGGGCCGGGGGCCGCUAUGGUGGGUGGGUGGAUUUGUGUGUGUUGUGGUGCUGCUGUUCCGCGUCCCGGCCGCGCCUCCCCGCGGGGUCCCGCUCUGUGGUGCCGGCGGGGGAGAGCGGCCGCGGGGCCGGGCCCUGCUGGCGGCGCCCAGCCUGCGGGCUCCGCCGUUCCCGUUUUUGUUGCAGUUAGCAGAGAGGCAUGGCUGUGAGAGCAUGUGGCUUGAUAAUCUACAGGAGGCUGCAGUCAGCACCUCCUUCUAAGGUCACUGACAAUAUUGAAUACCUCCUUCUUCAGACGUCCUAUGGGACCCAUCACUGGACCCCGCCCAAAGGCCAUGUGGAUCCAGGAGAGGAUGACCUUCAAACAGCCUUGCGGGAAACGCGGGAGGAGGCUGGCCUCCGGGCCAGUCAGCUCACCCUCGUAGAGGGGUAUAAGAGAGAACUGCACUACCCUGUCAAUGGCAAACCCAAGACCGUCAUUUACUGGCUGGCAGAAAUGAAGGACUAUAACACAGAAAUCAAGCUUUCGGAGGAGCAUCAGGCUUUCCGGUGGCUGAAGCUGGAGGAUGCCUGCAAAUUUGCAGAAUUUGAGGAUAUGCAAGCAACUCUGAAAGAUGUACAUCAGUUUCUUUGCUCCAGAAAGUAAAUGCUUUGUUGAAGAAUAAGGGAAACUUUUAAAGAAACAUGGCCCGACUUUUCUUUUUUCUUUUCUUUUUUUUUUUUUUUUUUUAACAAAUAGAAUUGGAUGACUGCAGAAAUGUAGAUUCUUUUUUUUUAAAAAAUCUAUACAAAUUCAGUGAAAAUAAUUGGUGCUUUCAGAGAACUUGUGCUUUUGUGUCCCCCACCUUUUUCUAGCUCAUGCUGAAAAGCAUGAUCUGAUUCAACCAUAAUGUCUGAAUUGAAACCACAACUAACAAAAACUGCUUGUGUCCUUUAUUUUUUUCAAAGUGCUGAGCAACGAUGGGUCUUUUUUGAAAAUCAAUCACUUGAUGUCUCCUGAGCUGCUUGAUGUUAGAACUACAGAGUUAUGAAAAUGAGCAUAUGGAGAUAAUUAAUAACAAAACAUUUACUGCAAAAGUUGCACGUUGCAUUUCACAUAGGGCAGCAGUGGUUCUGUUCCCGGCUCCUCCACUGAUUUGUUGUGAUAACUUGUCCUGUCAUUUCAGGUCCUGUUUGUUUGUAUCAUGAAUGUAUGUACAUCACUAAUCUACUGUUUUAAAAACAGUUUCAAUCCAAGGAAACUCAGUAAACAGUUAACUUGAAAUUUA
Dromaius novaehollandiae (emu) is the source of this 1283-nucleotide messenger RNA. Its product is annotated as bis(5'-nucleosyl)-tetraphosphatase [asymmetrical]. The record is from RefSeq and is a predicted model, not a curated record. Gene Ontology annotation, biological process: AMP biosynthetic process; ATP biosynthetic process. The coding region runs from base 215 to 661 and encodes 148 amino acids. The transcript is spliced from 3 exons. Gene Ontology annotation, molecular function: bis(5'-nucleosyl)-tetraphosphatase (asymmetrical) activity. Lineage: Eukaryota; Metazoa; Chordata; Aves; Casuariiformes; Dromaiidae.